AAUAUUUAUCCUAUUGUGGAACUACUUAUUUCAUGAUAAAGAAUACUCUAAAUAUCGUGCUAUGUAUAUAAAAGGUCAAAAGUUAUCGCUCUGUAUAUGGGAUAUAAUGGAUUAACCCCCGCGAAGAAGUAGUCUUUUCUUUAUGCGAAUCGGAAUACAUCAAUUGCUUAUUAAAAAUCUUGCGUUUUAAUAUAUGAACAUACGUAAAAGCUGUUUGUUCAUCUCAAUUAAACUUAUUACCACCUGUUGCUUCAGCUAAGACACUAUGCAGUAUAAUGUUUUAGUUAUUGGUGGUGGUGGUAGAGAACAUGUCAUUGCUUGGAAACUUUCACAGUCUCCACAUGUAAAUAAAAUCUAUGUUUCUCCUGGGAAUAGUGGAAUCUCAUUAGUUAAUAAGGUUUCUUUAGUAAAGUUAAAUGUGAAGGAUAAUAAGGAAGUAGCAAAAUGGAGCAAAGAAAAUGAUAUAAAUUUAGUAGUUAUUGGACCAGAAGAAUAUUUAGCAAAUGGAUUGGCAGAUGAAUUAAAAGAUGUAGGAAUUAAUUGUUUUGGCCCACAAAAGGCAGCUUCUAAAAUAGAAGCUGACAAAUAUUGGGCAAAAGAGUUUAUGGACAAACAUCAAAUCCCUACUGCAAGAUGGAAAGGAUUUGUGGAUGCUGUGGAAGCAAAGAAAUUUGUUGUAAAUGCACAAUUUCCAGCACUUGUAAUCAAGGCUUCAGGUUUAGCAGCUGGGAAAGGUGUUAUAGUAGCCAAAGAUCAACAAGAAGCAUGCAAUGCAAUAGAUGAAAUUUUAACAAACAGAAAGUUUGGAUCUGCUGGGGAGUCAAUAGUUAUAGAGGAAUUAUUAGAAGGAGAAGAAAUCUCUGUACUUGCAUUUACAGAUGGAAAAACUGUUGUACCAAUGGCACCUGCACAAGAUCAUAAAAGAAUAUUUGAUGGAGAUUUGGGGCCAAAUACUGGUGGCAUGGGUGCUUAUUGCCCAUGUCCUUUGUUAAAUCAAACAGAUUAUGAUUCUGUGAAAUCAAAUGUUCUUCAGAAAACAAUUGAUGGUCUUAGACAAGAACAAAUACCAUUUGUUGGUGUCUUAUACGCUGGGUUAAUGUUGACGCGAAAUGGACCGAAAGUGUUAGAAUUUAAUUGUAGAUUUGGUGAUCCAGAAACGCAAGUAGUACUUCCGCUACUGAAAUCAGAUUUAUUUACAAUUAUGAAGGCUUGUUGUGAGGGUUCUUUAGUCGAAUCUCAAGUUAUGUGGGAAGAAGAUGUAUUUGCCGUGGGUGUUAUUUUGGCUUCUCGAGGAUAUCCUGCAUCGUCGUCGAAAGGCCAAGUUAUAACAGGCGUCGAUAAAAUUUUGAGCAAACCAAAUCAUUUUGUUUUCCAUAGUGGAACAAGUAUUUCUCCUGAAGGGAAAUUGCUAACUAAUGGAGGAAGAGUUUUAAUUACUGUAAGUGUACAACCAUCGUUAGCUGCCGCUGCUGCAACAGCAACAUAUGCUGCACAAAGCAUAUCAUUUGAAGGGAAACAAUUUAGAACCGACAUAGCACAUAAAGGAAUCGCAAGAUCUAUCUUAUAUCACGGCAAAUUAACGUAUAAAAGUAGCGGAGUAGAUAUAGAAGCUGGAGAUUCAUUAGUUUCAGUUAUAAAACCAGCAACUGUUUCGACUCAGCGUUUGGGUACAUUGGGUUCAAUUGGUAGUUUUGGUGGUUUAUUUGAUGUAAAAGCUGCUGGUUAUAAAGAUCCAAUUUUGGUAUCUGGUACCGAUGGUGUUGGUACCAAAUUAAAGAUAGCAUUUGAAUGCAACAAACAUGAUACGAUAGGUAUAGAUUUAGUAGCGAUGUGUGUAAACGAUGUGCUUGCACAUAAUGCAGAACCAUUAUUUUUCCUCGAUUACUUUGCUUGCGGCAAACUAAACGUUUCUGUAGCUCGCGAAGUUAUAAGUGGAGUUGGUGAAGGAUGUAAGAGAGCUGGAUGUUCAUUAAUUGGCGGGGAAACAGCAGAAAUGCCUGAUAUGUAUUCUACCGGAGAAUACGAUUUAGCAGGAUUUGCUGUAGGCGCGGUUGAAAGAAAUGAUUUACUUCCGCGCAUUGAUGAUAUCGAAGAAGGUGAUAUCGUAAUUGGUCUUCCAUCAAGUGGAGUACACAGCAAUGGAUUUAGUCUUGUGCGAAAAGUUCUAAAGUUUGCAAGUAAAAAGUAUUCGGACAGAGCACCUUUCUCUAAAAAUAGUCGCACAAUUGGAGAUGAAUUGUUGGAACCGACAAAAAUAUAUGUGAAAGGGGUAAUUCCUGUUUUGCGAACGAAUUUAGUAAAAGCGUUUGCGCAUAUUACUGGUGGAGGUCUUACAGAAAAUAUACCGAGGGUUCUACCAAAAAAUAUGGGAGUUGUGUUAGAUGCAACAACGUGGAAGAUUCAACAAAUUUUUGGUUGGCUAGCAGCUGUUGGUGGAAUUAAUAAAGAGGAAAUGUUGAGAACAUUUAAUUGUGGUAUUGGGGCUAUCUUAAUUUGUUCAAAUAAAAAUAAAGAUGAAGUUUUACUUAAAUUACAAACAGAAAAUCCUAAAGUUAUUGGAUACACGAGUAGUUACAAAGAUAGUAAAAUCAGAGUAAAUGUUAAGAACUUUGAAAAAGUGUUAGAAUUGGAAAUGAAACAAUACAUACCGGGCAUCAUUUCAAGAUUAAGUAAACAUUUAAAAAGAGUAGGUGUUCUCAUAUCUGGUAGCGGAACCAAUUUGCAAGCGUUGAUUGAUGCGACUCAAGAUCCAUCACUACAUAUUGGCGCUGAAAUUGUUCUAGUAAUAUCUAAUAAGCCAAAUGUAGAAGGACUUAAACGAGCUGAAAGAGUUGGAAUUAAGACAGUGGUUAUUAAACAUACUGAUUAUCCUACAAGAGAAGCUUUUGAUGAAGCAAUGAAUGUAGAACUUGAUGCUGCUGGAGUUGAAAUAGUUUGUCUUGCUGGUUUUAUGCGUAUUCUGUCAGACAGUUUUGUUACUCGAUGGCGUGGUGCUUUAAUAAACGUACACCCAUCAUUGUUACCAUCAUUUAAAGGCGCUCAUGCACAUGAAGAUGUUUUAGCAGCUGGAGUACGCAUUUCAGGAUGUACAGUACAUUUCGUCGAGGUUGAUAUAGAUUCUGGAGCAAUUAUUGAGCAAGCAGCAGUACCUGUAUUACCAGAUGACACUGUAGAAUCUCUUCAAGAACGAGUGAAAACAGAAGAGCAUCGAAUUUUUCCUCUUGCUUUAAAAUAUUUAGCUCACGAAAGAAUACAAUUGAAAGAAGAUAAUUCAAUUGUAUGGAAUUACUAAACUCAAAACUUGGUUUAAUUAUUUCAGUAUAAAUAAUUCUUACUCAUUUAUUUACUUUUAUUAAGACUAAAUGUUCAAGAUAAAUAGCUAAACAAACAUAAUUCUAGGAAGUAAAUCUAUUGUUUAAGGCAAUUUUUUAUUGAAAAUUGAAAAUAUAAAUCCAAAUAUGCUGCCAUCUUUGUUAGCAAUAAAAUUAGAAUCUUUAUUUUUUGAAUAAGAA
Molecule: messenger RNA, 3512 nt
Organism: Osmia bicornis bicornis
Lineage: Eukaryota; Metazoa; Arthropoda; Insecta; Hymenoptera; Megachilidae
Gene: Gart
Product: trifunctional purine biosynthetic protein adenosine-3
Exons: 17
Coding region: 266-3292 (1008 amino acids)
Biological process (GO): 'de novo' IMP biosynthetic process; adenine biosynthetic process
Cellular component (GO): cytosol
Molecular function (GO): phosphoribosylformylglycinamidine cyclo-ligase activity; ATP binding; phosphoribosylamine-glycine ligase activity
Source: RefSeq, a predicted model, not a curated record